AUGCCCCACGAUAUUGAUUCAGAGGAAUCUGACAUAUCAUUCACAAAUGGGUUAUUCCCAAGUUUAAACAAAGGGAGGAAACAACUGGAUGAUGAAAGUAUAGAGUCAGGUUCUAUAAGUCAUUUGAGGGAUGUUUUCCGAAAUCAAAGUGUAAUUGAAACAGACUCAUCAAUAAAACCACAACAAAGUCUGGUGUCUUUAUCCCCAACAACAACAUCAAAAGAUGACAACUAUUCAAUUCAUUCAAGUAUCAUCGAUGAUAUGGCAAAAAAUUUAACAUCUUUAGAAAAUGAUCGAUUCAAAUACAUACGAUCUUAUGAAAAAUUACUGAAAUCGAAAAAGACUCAUUUAUCGAAUCAAAAAAUACUACAUAAUAUGAAAUCAAAUACUGAUAUACCAUUACAAACACUAAAUUCAAAUGGGUCAUCAAUUUUUGAACUUUCAAGGUUGAAUGAUUUCGAUAAAUUUGUUAAAGAGACAUCUAUUAAUGAUCAAAUUCAAGGGAGACUAUUGCAUAAACUACCUAAACAUGAACAAGAACAACAAAUUUUAAACAUAGUUCAAGAACAAGAUUUAGGGCAGAGAUUUUAUGCUGGUAAUGAAAUCUCAAUUGAAGGUAAAAGUAAUAAAUUAAAAACUCUUUUCAACAAUAAAUCAUCAAAGAAGGAGAAAGAAGAACCUGAAUUUGUCACUAAUAGCGAAAUUAGUGGAUUAUAUUAUCCAUCAACUGAUUCAACCAUAAAGAAUAAUUCACAAUAUUUACAUAGAUCAUUGAAAAUACGACAUCUUCAAAUGAUAUCAUUAGGUGGAACAAUUGGUGUUGGAUUGUUCUUAAAUUCAGGUAAAGCUAUAAAUAUUGCAGGAGGAUUUGGAGCUGUUCUAGCAUUUAGUAUUGUGGGAGUUGUUGUUUUAUUUACUAUGAUGUCCUUUUGUGAAAUGGUGACGUUUGUUUCAGUUAUAGAUGGAGUUUCAGGAUUAAGUUCAAGAUUUGUAGAUGAUGCAUUUGGUUUUGCCACUGGCUGGGUUUAUUUCUUAAGUUUUGCAUUUGGGGUAGCGGGAGAGAUAGUGGCUGGAGUAAUUAUGUUAUCAUACUGGCCAUAUUUGAAUACUACAACAAAUAGAGGUUCAACAACAGGGUUUGUUACCUUAUUUUUAUCUUCAAUUCUAGCGAGCAAUUUGAUUGAUGUGAGAGUGUUUGGGGAGAUAGAAUAUAUUUCAAGUUUGAUAAAACUACUCUGGGCAGUAGUUAUGAUGUUUUUUAUGAUUUUAUUAAAUAGAGGAGUAAUUGGUGGUGGUCCAGUUCUAGGGUUUCGAUAUUGGGAUAAACUGAAAUCAGAUUUUGAAAAUAAUAUUAUUUUUGGAUUAUUUAGACCUACUUUUAAUUUAUAUGAUAGUGGAACAAACCCACCAACUGAAGGGAUUGGUGGUAAUACAGGUCGAUUUUUAUCAUUAUUAACUGCAAUUUUGGUGGUUUGCUAUGCAUAUAGUGGUACAGAAAUUGUAUGUAUCGCUGCAUGUGAAGCUAAAAAUCCAAGAAAAGCUUUACCAUCAGCUACAAAAAGAGUAUUUUGGAGAAUUGUAAUAUUUUAUUGUUUAUCUGCAUUUUUAGUAACAUUAAAUGUUUAUGCUGGAGAUCCAAGAUUACUUAGAUACUUACUGGGUAAAACUGGUAUUGAUAAAUCUGAAUUUGCUACUAAUAUUGCUAUUCAAUCAGUUGGUGGUGCACAUUGCGCACAGGAUUCAGAAGUAUUUGCUGGUUAUGGAAGUGGAGCUCAAAGUGCAUGGAUUGUAGCAUUACAAAGUGCUGGAUUAUGCCGAUUGAGUAAUGCAACUAAUGUAUUUUUAGUAUUUUUUGCAGUGAGUUGUGGUAAUGCUCAAUUAUAUGUCAGUUCAAGAACAGUUUAUGCCUUGGCUUUACAAGGAAAAGCUCCUAAAUUUUUAACUUAUUGCAAUAAACAUGGUAUACCAUAUAAUGCAGUAUUAUUAGCUGGAUCUUUUGGAUUAUUAUCUUAUACAUGUGUUUCCGAAUCAGCAACAGUUGUAUUUCAAAAUUUAAAUAGUGUCAUUGCAUCAUCAGGUAUAUUUGUUUGGUUUGCAAUGUGUUUAACCUUUAUUAGAUUUUAUUUUGGUUUGAAAAGAAGACCAGAUAUUUUAAAAAGAACAGAUAAAUCUUAUCCUUACAAGUCAUUUGGCCAACCCUAUAGUGCAAUUGUUGGAAUGUUAUUAACUGCAUUCAUAAUGUUAAGUAUGGGGUUUGUUGUAUUUUUAAAACAUGAAUGGAAUACUAUGUUUUUCUUUUCUAGUUAUGGACCACUAAUGACAUUUGCUGUUUUAUAUAUAGGUUAUAGAAUGGUGAAGGGUUCAACCAUACCAAGUUUGGAUAAAUUAGAUUUUGAUAGUGGAAGAACAGAGAUGGAUGCAGUUAUAUGGGACGGUGGAAACGAAUAUAAUAGAAAGAGUUUGAAAGAGGUUCUUUGGAAAUGGAUUUCAUUUUUGGCAUGA
Messenger RNA from Lodderomyces pseudojiufengensis, 2502 nucleotides. RefSeq names its product Ssy1p (gene SSY1). Lineage: Eukaryota; Fungi; Ascomycota; Pichiomycetes; Serinales; Debaryomycetaceae. The transcript has a single exon. Gene Ontology annotation, cellular component: membrane. The record is from RefSeq and is a predicted model, not a curated record. Gene Ontology annotation, molecular function: amino acid transmembrane transporter activity. The coding region runs from base 1 to 2502 and encodes 833 amino acids. Gene Ontology annotation, biological process: amino acid transmembrane transport.